This is a messenger RNA of Arachis duranensis, 922 nucleotides long. RefSeq names its product momilactone A synthase. Lineage: Eukaryota; Viridiplantae; Streptophyta; Magnoliopsida; Fabales; Fabaceae. The record is from RefSeq and is a predicted model, not a curated record. Bases 53 to 922 code for a protein of 289 amino acids. Gene Ontology annotation, molecular function: oxidoreductase activity. The transcript has 2 exons.
GCCUGCCACUUGAUACAUUGCUACUCCAGGAAGAAUAAAUAUAAUCCUCCCCAUGGCUCCAGUUGCUAAAAGGUUAGAGGGUAAGGUGGCAAUAAUCACAGGAGGUGCCGGGGCCAUUGGUGCAACCACCGCAAAACUAUUCCUUCAACACGGAGCUAAGGUGAUCAUCGCAGAUGUCCAAGACGAACUGGGUAUCUCUCUCUGCAAAUCCCUCAUCACCAAAGACGGUGCCGCUAAUAACAACAACAACAUCGACUACGUUCACUGUGACGUGACCUCCGAACAAGACGUCAAAAACGCGGUCGAUUUGGCUGUUUCCAAAUACGGCCACCUUGACAUCAUGUAUAACAAUGCCGGCACCGCCGGUGACAAUAUCAAGCGCCCGAUGGAGAACUCCACCGUCGAAGACUUCAAGAGAAUCUUCGAUGUCAACGUCUUAGGGGCUUUCUUGGGCGCCAAGCAUGCCGCGAGGGUCAUGGUGAAGGCACAGAGGGGAGGCGUUAUCCUCUUCACGACGAGCAUUACUUCUGUGAUCGGAGGCCAGGCAAAACCGGCUUACAGCGCAUCGAAGCACGCCUUGGUGGGGCUGAUGAAAGAUCUUUGCGUGGAACUUGGGCAGCAUGGGAUUAGAGCGAAUUGCAUUGCUCCGGGGGGGAUUGCGACGCCAAUGCUGAACGGUUGGUUGAAGAUGGAGAGGGAGGGGACAGAGGAGAUCCUGCAGUCGGUGGGGGUGCUGAAAGGUGGAGUGGUUAAGGAGGAAGACGUGGCAGAGGCGGCGGUUUAUUUGAGCAGCGACGAGGGGAGGUUCAUAAGUGGAGUUAACCUUGUGGUGGAUGGGGGUUAUAGCUCAACCAAUGGCUCAUUCGCUAUGAUAGCGAACGUUCUCAAAAACAUCCAAACCACCAAUUGCAUUGAUGCCUAA